Molecule: messenger RNA, 528 nt
Organism: Saccharomyces kudriavzevii IFO 1802
Lineage: Eukaryota; Fungi; Ascomycota; Saccharomycetes; Saccharomycetales; Saccharomycetaceae
Gene: CWC15
Product: U2-type spliceosomal complex subunit CWC15
Exons: 1
Coding region: 1-528 (175 amino acids)
Biological process (GO): mRNA cis splicing, via spliceosome
Cellular component (GO): catalytic step 2 spliceosome
Molecular function (GO): RNA binding
Source: RefSeq, a predicted model, not a curated record
AUGACUACAUCACAUAGACCACAGCUAGAGGCAAGAAGUGGUGCAAAAUCGGCCGCUUAUACACCAACUAGUAUUGAACAUGCCAGACUACUACCAGGGCAUACAAAAUUGAAAUUUAGGAAGACUAAGCAGGAUGGAAAGUCUAAAGAAAGCUCUGCACAAGAUGAGAGAAGUGGUGAUGAAUAUUCAGAAGAAGUAGAAGUAGACGAAGGGGAACAGUACGCUAUAGGGAAAGAGGACCUAAAAGUAAAGAAAAGUGAAAAUGACCAAAACAGCUCGGCGCAAGAGUUACCGAACAUUCAAGAUGCUCAGGUGGAAAAUAGGAUACGACUUGAACAAAAUGGGCAAGCAAAACAACAAAUCCCAUCCAGGCGAUCGUGGAGGGAAAGUGCUGCGUUUGGACAUCAUAAAAUUUCGAAAAAGACAAAAAUAAAAGAAGACAGUACAAAAAAGCCAAUAUCCGGAUAUGUUAAUGAUAUGACCAAAUCUGAAUAUCAUCAUGAAUUCCUCCAUAAACAUGUUAGAUAA